CCUACCUAGGUACGUAAUAGUUUCGUGGUUGAGACUUGAGAGUACAUUUGGAUUGAACUGAUUGAAUUGAAAAAAUAAUUAUUUAAAAUAGGUUUUAGACUUUUAGCAACCAGCAUUCAACAUGCCUAUAACAGAGUAUAUCGCAUCACUAUCACAGAACCCCUAUUUCGGGGCUGGUUUUGGAUUGUUCGGUGUUGGGGCCGGAGCGGCAAUUUUAAGAAAAGGUUUUCAGACUUCUAUGAUGUUAUUUAGGAGACAUUGUAUGAUUACUCUAGAAGUACCGUGUAGAGAUAAAUCGUAUCAAUGGCUACUUCACUGGAUUACACAAAAAGGUGCACGUAAAACACAGCAUUUAAGUGUCGAAACAUCAUUUCUGCAGAAAGAUACAGGACAAAUUAAAACUAAAUAUGACUUUAUACCCAGUGUUGGCCAACAUUUUUUCAGGUAUCAAGGAGCAUGGAUUAAGGUUGAUCGUACCCGAGAACAACAAACUCUAGAUUUACACAUGGGCAUACCUUUUGAAACUGUGACUUUAACAUCUUUUGGAAGUAACAAACAAUUAUACUAUGAUAUUUUGGAAGAAGCUAGAACCAUGGCUUUGAAGCAACAUGAAGGCAUGACUGUCAUGUAUACUGCAAUGGGAUCAGAAUGGCGGCCAUUCGGGCAUCCCCGGCGUAGGAGACCAUUGCAUAGUGUAGUUCUGCGUAAUGGAUUAACAGACAAAAUAUUAGCGGAUUGUUUGGACUUUAUUGAAAAUCCUAGUUGGUACACUGACAGAGGAAUACCCUAUAGAAGAGGUUACCUACUAUAUGGACCACCAGGAUGUGGAAAAUCAUCAUUUAUAAUGGCACUAGCUGGUGAACUCGAAUAUAAUAUUUGUGUAUUAAAUCUGUCAGAGAGAGGUCUUACAGAUGAUCGGUUGAAUCAUCUUCUUAGUGUAGCACCACAGCAAUCGAUAAUCCUCCUUGAAGAUAUUGAUGCAGCAUUUGCGUCCAGAGAAGACACAUCAAUGCAAAAAGCAGCCUAUGAAGGACUUAACCGAGUCACAUUCAGUGGUCUUCUCAACUGCUUGGAUGGUGUGGCUUCAACAGAAGCUAGAAUAGUUUUUAUGACUACCAAUUACUUGGAAAGACUAGAUCCGGCAUUGGUAAGACCUGGUCGGGUUGACAUGAAGGAAUAUGUAGGUUAUUGUGAUGAGAGUCAAGUAGAACUCAUGUUCCUAAGAUUUUACAAAGAUGCUGAACAUGCGAAAACGUUUGCAAGAAAGGUAAUGGAGACGAAGAAGAACGUGAGUCCAGCUCAGAUCCAAGGAUAUUUUAUGUUCCACAAACAUUCGAGCCCUGUCGAAGUUCUCAAUAAUAUUGACGUAAUAUGGACCCUCGGAUAAUCUGUGAUAGCUUAAAACUAGAAAAUAAAUUGUACAUAGUCAUGUAGAUAUCAAUAAAUAUUGCUUUAUAAUAAAACUAUUAACUAAU
Messenger RNA from Leptidea sinapis, 1475 nucleotides. RefSeq names its product mitochondrial chaperone BCS1 (gene Bcs1). The transcript has 7 exons. Gene Ontology annotation, molecular function: ATP binding; ATP hydrolysis activity. Lineage: Eukaryota; Metazoa; Arthropoda; Insecta; Lepidoptera; Pieridae. Gene Ontology annotation, cellular component: mitochondrial inner membrane. Gene Ontology annotation, biological process: mitochondrial respiratory chain complex III assembly; protein insertion into mitochondrial inner membrane from matrix. The coding region runs from base 122 to 1387 and encodes 421 amino acids. The record is from RefSeq and is a predicted model, not a curated record.